This is a messenger RNA of Aspergillus mulundensis, 948 nucleotides long. RefSeq lists its product as uncharacterized. Lineage: Eukaryota; Fungi; Ascomycota; Eurotiomycetes; Eurotiales; Aspergillaceae. The transcript is spliced from 3 exons. The coding region runs from base 1 to 948 and encodes 315 amino acids. The record is from RefSeq and is a predicted model, not a curated record.
AUGUCGACCUCCCAGUCCGAUGCAAAGCAUGACGGGUUUUCCAAGGUGUUAAGUCGCAUGAAGACUGUUUUGAGGAGAGAUCCGUCAACCAAGGCUACUCCAGCCGUCGCAAGAGAAACGCCGGCCCAGGUUCAACCCGAGUCUAGCAAAGCACCCACUCAAUCGAAGCCCACAGUCGAACCGACCGAAACCGCCCCCGAACCGAUCACACUGUCCAAUUGGGGCGCAAUUCAGGAGGAGAAGGCGCGCGCGCUCUUCGCCAAAUAUGGAUUGACAUUGGAGCCGGGGGAGUGGAAGGCCGCGAGGGAUGUACCUGUUCAACGUGUUGUCAAGCCCAUUCGCAUGCGUGUCCGGCGUACCUGCCAUCGCUGCCAGACCACCUACGGCCCCGAUAGGGUUUGCGUCAACUGUCAGCACGUCCGCUGCAAGAAGUGCCCGCGAUACCCCGCACCGAAACCAAAGGACGAGCAGGAGCGAACCGAGACCGCGCUCCAGACCAUACUGGCCCAGAAGGCUCAGCCCGUGCAACCGAAGCCGAGAGAACACCAAUUAACGUUGCCCUCGAGAACCGGCGGUCAGGAUCUUAUCCGCAAGCCGAUCCGGCAGCGAGUGCGACGAACGUGUCACAGAUGUAAUACGCUUUUUGCUCCUCAUGCCACGGAAUGCGCCAGCUGCAGGCAUCUCCGAUGCAAGAUCUGUCCCCGCGAUCCGGCAAAACAUGACAAAUACCCCGACGGCUACCCUGGAGACGCAGAACCGCCGUUUGAACCACCAGCUCGGACUUGGAAGAAGCCGCGCCAAAGGGUCCGGUAUACCUGCCACGAGUGCUCCACCGUCUAUCGGUCGGGCCAGAAGAACUGUGCCAACUGCGGGCAGGAAAAGUGUGCCGAAACUAUACGAGAUCCGUGCGUCCCUCUCCCAGCGAACAUGUACACUUUCGGAUUCUAA